Molecule: messenger RNA, 599 nt
Organism: Nothoprocta perdicaria
Lineage: Eukaryota; Metazoa; Chordata; Aves; Tinamiformes; Tinamidae
Gene: FABP5
Product: fatty acid binding protein 5
Exons: 4
Coding region: 49-390 (113 amino acids)
Biological process (GO): fatty acid transport
Cellular component (GO): nucleus; cytosol
Molecular function (GO): fatty acid binding
Source: RefSeq, a predicted model, not a curated record
UUCCUGGGCAAGUGGUGCCUCGUCUCCAGCGAGGGCUUCGAGGACUACAUGAAGGAGCUGGGUGUGGGUAUGGCCAUGAGAAAAAUGGGAAGUAUGGCCAAACCGGAUGUUUACAUUAUUAAGGAUGGAGAUACAUUCACUGUAAAAACAGAAAGCACCUUCAAAACCUCACAGUUUAGCUUUAAGCUUGGUGAGAAAUUUGAGGAAAAUACGUUAGAUGGCCGAAAAACUCAGACCCUUGUCAGCUUAAAAGAUGAUGGGUCAUUGAUUCAGGAACAGGAGUGGGAUGGCAAGAAGACCAUAAUAACACGGAAACUAGUGGAUGGACAAUUGGUGGUGGAAUGUGACAUGAAUGGUGUCAAGUGUGUUAGAGUCUACCAGAAAGCAUGAGGACAGGUCUUCAUAUUCACUAAGAACUUGCUACAAACAACUCAGUUCAGUGGACAGAGCUCCUUUACACUCCAUUUUCUUCCUUAUCCCUGUUUUCUAGUAUUUCAAUGGACUGAGUAUCUGUGUGCAAUCCUUUUUAAAAGCAGUGAUGUAACUAUUAUGUAACUAUUCUGAUCUAUUGAGGCUAUUAAAUAAAAUUUUCAAAUAUA